Messenger RNA from Penaeus indicus, 1380 nucleotides. Its product is annotated as alpha-(1,3)-fucosyltransferase C-like. Gene Ontology annotation, molecular function: fucosyltransferase activity. The coding region runs from base 1 to 1380 and encodes 459 amino acids. Gene Ontology annotation, cellular component: membrane. The transcript has 7 exons. Lineage: Eukaryota; Metazoa; Arthropoda; Malacostraca; Decapoda; Penaeidae. The record is from RefSeq and is a predicted model, not a curated record.
AUGUCUCAGUUAUUGUCUCAGUACUCGUCCCUAAAGUAUCCCUUCAUCAUCUGUGUGCUCAUGACCCUAGCAGUGGGUUUGUACAACUAUUUAGUCGUAGAAUGGAACAGCGAAGUGAUGCAGGAAUUCCAUAAUCAGUCCGUCCUCCAUCAAGACAUAACACAGAGGACUGAGAGUGUAGGAGUCGUCAGGAAGAACGUCGUGCUCGAGGGUCGUAGGAAGCCGAAGGUGGUCCUGUUCUGGGGCAAAUGGUUCAACGCGAAGUGGGCAGCCAGGAAAGGAACCAUAACGAGAUUCGGCACUGACUCCAUGGACGAGCUUCGUUCCGACGGCUGCCCCGAGUGGCGCUGCGCCUUCACCUACGACAGGAAGAAGCUGCCCCUGGCCGACGCCGUCCUCUUCACGUCGGAGCAAUUUUCUCCCUUGCGCCUUCCGUCGCGGCGCCCGCCCUCGCAGCGGUGGGUGUGGGCGGACGUGGAGGCGCCCCUCUCCGCCCCGGCCCGGGGCGCCCUCGCCAGGCUCUCCAACAGGAACGCCAGCCGCCUGGUCAACUGGACAAUGACGUACCACGAGAGCGCCGACAUCGUGGCUUUCUACGGCUAUUUCCGCUCCUUUAACAAAUCCGUCCAGCCCCUGCGCCCCAACCUGAUCGAGAACCACGACGCCGCCCUCGACAGGUACCGUCGCGCGCUGGUCAGGAACGUCACCCUGGAACAGGUGAUGGGCCCCGGCUGGAGGGCCUUCGUCAGGAGGCCGAGGCUCGUCGCCUGGAUGUCCAGCCACUGCCCGACCAUCUCCAAGAGGGAGGAGUACGUUCGCGAGCUGGCCAAGUACAUUCCCGUGGACAUGUAUGGCAAGUGCGGGGCCCGACUAUGUGAGGACAGACAUCCGCUGAAGCCUGCUUGUUGGAUAAAGACCAUGAGGCAUUACUUCUUCUACAUGGCCAUGGAGAACAACUUGUGCGAUCAGUACAUCACCGAGAAGCUUUACAAUCCCUUGGUACACAAUCUCGUGCCGGUGGUCUGGGGAGGCUCUAAUUACAGCCAGUUCUUGCCCCCAAACUCCUUCAUUGAUGCGCGGAAUUAUCAUCCAAAAGACCUGGCUGCAUUACUCCUCAAACUCUCCCGUGAUCCUGUCGCUUAUGGCAAAUACCAUGUUUGGAGAGGUUUCUGGGAAGCGCGAGUGGGAGGCAGCCUCUGUGAGCUGUGUUAUCGCCUGCACAGAGACGUGGAUAAAAAGCACCACAUCGACAUCCCGAAUGAGAGACGAACCAACGGCCGCUGUAUUAGGGCGGAGAAAAACCUAUUUGCACCGAUGUCUGAGGCUUGGAAGAAGAUCAUAAACAGCAGAGACACAGAUGCCUGGAACAUUUUGCAAUAG